AAUAGUGCUCAGCCAGACGCAAGCAUAAACAAUGCGAAUGCUGCAGCGAACGAUGUAAGAACCAGUGGUCGUACGAACAAUUCUGAGGGGAAAAAUGAAAUCAGUGAAAGGAGCGUGCGCGAUUCGGUAAUGCUUGGGAUUACAUUCCUCAUCUAUCUGUUACUUGGUUCUUAUGUAUUUUCGUUGUACGAACCAGAUAUGGACUUCUUCAAGGCUGUUUAUUUUAAUUUUAUUACGCUUACAACUAUUGGCCUGGGUGAUGUGGUACCAAAAAGUAAAAAAUAUCUGCUUGUUACGCUACUGUAUACAACAAUUGGUUUAUCGCUAACAACAACUGCCAUGGAGCUCGCAGCCAAUCUGCUUAAAAAAAUCCAUUAUUUUGGGCGAAAAAUAGAAAACGUUUCGAACAUUAGCGUUUGGUUUGGAGGCAAAAAGAUGACAAUGAAAAAAUUGGUGCAACAUCUUGGUGAUCAUAUGAAUGUACCGGAGCGUGAGCUCAAAGAUCUGAAUUUGGAUGUUUUUGUCAAAUCCGCCAUGAAAGUAGAGGCCGGUGUGAUAAAAACCCUUCGGAAACCGAAAGUGACGAUGCGUGGGCGUUCAAAAUAUCCAUCUGCUCUGCACUAUUCCGAUAUACGUAAAUCCGGUGAAUCGGAAAAUUUGAAAUACAUUGACGAGAAAAGGGAGAGUAGCAUUUCU
This is a messenger RNA of Gongylonema pulchrum, 696 nucleotides long. NCBI's taxonomy places the organism in Eukaryota, Metazoa, Nematoda, Chromadorea, Rhabditida, Gongylonematidae. The record is from the annotation of a GenBank genome assembly.